GCAUCUCGGGGAGGGCGGGACUUACUGAGCUAAGACAGGGAGACACUCCGAACAGUCUUAACAUUAGCUUUUGUAAUGAGCGGCAAUACAUUAUAACCUCACUGAAAGUUGGUUUUAGUAUUCAUUUUAUUACAGCUCAUUUGACAAAAAAAGAUUGCCUGUUCUUGCCUGUUGUGUGUGUGUAUGUUUUUUUUUUAUUUGGAGAAAACUUGAGUGAUAUUUUCGUAUCAGAAAAGUUUGGCUCGAUUCUUUUUCGCCUACCUACUUCACAGCUGCUGAAAAUAUGUGUAAGAAGAAGCGGACUGUGCUGUGGAGGCUUUCUAAUUACUGCAGGAUAGCUGUGUGGAAUAACACUAAGUAAUGUGGAAAAUAUCGGACUAAAAUUAAGCAGGCAAACCAACGACCGGACUGAACGCUUCCUUACACAGGUAAUCGCAAAUCAGAGAGCACGAAACACCUAGUAUUUGGUUGCCGGUCCACGGAGGAGCGGGUUUGUAUGGAAAGAAGUAAGAACCAUAUCGUCAGGAGAGAGCUUGCUGUUCAGAUUCGACUAAUUUGUGUUACAUUGAACUACAUCCCGAAAUCUAUACUUAAGAAAACACCUUCAAGUAAACUGAAAAGGGCAGCAAAAGAAGGACGCUAUUAUGCCCACAAACUUCCAGCUAUAACGCAGUUUUUUUUUUUUUUGUUUUGUUUUUUGAGGAGCUCACAUUUGGAUAUAUAAAUAAAUAUAUUACCGUUGCCUUUAUUUCUCAUGUGGAAAUUGUUAUAGUGGACAUGUCAGAGAGUGCUUCUUAGUCGAUCGACAGUUUCUUAAAGUUUGAUCAUGGUCGCCGGGGUCCGUGCCCUUAUGGUGCUUCUGCUCUGCCAGGUACUGCUCGGAGGUUCUGCCGGGCUCAUUCCAGACGUCGGCCGAAAGAAAUUUAGCGAAUCGGGUCGACAAAGCCCGCAACAAUCUGAGGACAUUCUAAAUGAGUUUGAACUUCGCCUCCUCAAUAUGUUUGGGUUGAAGCGGAGACCAAAUCCGAGCAAGAACGCAGUGAUCCCGCAAUACAUGUUGGACCUUUAUCGUAUGCAUCUGGGGAAUGGGGAGGAAAGCCCCUAUCGUCCCGGAUCGGCCUUGAGCCACUACCCAGAUAGGUCUGCCAGCCGCGCAAACACAGUUAGGAGUUUUCAUCAUGAAGAAUCCUUGGAGGAGCUGUCUGGCAAGAGUGGGAAAACUUUACAGCUAUUCUUCUUUAAUCUUACAUCCAUUCCAGGGGAGGAGCUUAUCACGUCUGCAGAACUUAGGAUUUUUCGCAAUCAGGUCCGGGAUGCCAUUGCAAACAGCAGCAGUGGCUAUCAUCGCAUUAACAUUUAUGAAGUUAUAAAACCAGCAUCUUCCUCAAAGGAGCCUAUAACAAGACUUCUCGAUACUAGGCUGGUGCAACACAGUCAGAGCAAAUGGGAGAGCUUUGAUGUGAGCCCAGCAGUCAUGAGGUGGAUCAUGCAUGGGCAUGCCAACCAUGGUUUUAUGGUGGAGGUUGUCCACUUAGACACUGAGGGGAAAGACUCAAAAAAGCAUGUACGGAUCAGCAGAUCUUUGCAUGAUGACGAAGAAAGUUGGCCUCAAGUGAGGCCCUUAUUAGUAACUUUUAGCCAUGAUGGCAAAGGACACGUUCUUCAUAAAAGGGAGAAACGGCAAGGGAAACCGAAGCAAAAAAAGAGGCUUAAAGCCAGCUGUAGGAGGCACCCCUUAUAUGUGGACUUCAGUGACGUUGGGUGGAAUGACUGGAUAGUUGCCCCACCAGGGUACCAUGCUUUUUACUGCCAAGGAGAGUGUCCUUUUCCAUUAGCAGAUCACCUAAAUUCAACAAAUCACGCCAUUGUGCAGACUUUAGUCAACUCAGUAAAUUCAAAUAUCCCCAAGGCCUGCUGCGUGCCAACAGAACUCAGCGCAAUUUCUAUGCUCUACCUUGAUGAAUAUGAAAAAGUUGUAUUAAAGAACUAUCAGGAUAUGGUUGUGGAGGGCUGUGGCUGUCAUUAAACAGCAAUCUUGUUGACACUUUAAUAUUUCCCAAUGAAGACUUUAUAUAUAUAUAUAUAUAUAUAUAUAUAUAUAACAUUAAAAAUAACAGCUAUUUUGAAAAUAAAUAAAUAAAUAAAUAUAUAUAUAUAUAGUUAUGUCUACUAAAAAUAAAUUGGGAAAAUAAAUAUUGUAAUCAGAGAAUUAUUCCUUUUUAAAUAAUUUUUAAAAUGUAUUUCUGAUGUACAUUGUAUAUGGGCUCAAACCCAGCACAUGAAGUAGAAUGCUCAAAUUCUUAUUUUGUAUUUAUUACUAUUAUAACCACUUUUUUAGUAAAUAGCUAAUUUGUAUUUAUAUGUAAUCAUAAGAAAAAUAUAGGGUUUGUACAUAAUUUUAAAAAAAAGUAUAGAUGUUUUAACUGUGUGCAUUUUAAAAUACACAAGAUGACUACCAGAAAACUUCUACUGUAAAGGUCGCAUGUUAGAUAAGGGUCAACUAAAGCUAAUGAUCUAUAAUGUUCAGCAUUAAAGGAAAAAAACAUGGUUCAGCUGGAUGAGCUGUUAAACCAUGGACAGAGAAAACAAGAGUCCGGGUGUCAUAUUAUAUUACUAGACAAGGGAGACAUACUUAGUGUGUGGGUACAUGGUCCUCCCACAGUGGGUUUUUAAGUUAUAUUGUUUUAAAUGUACUGGGAAGUUAACUUUUUGGUCAGUAAGAAGGUAACAAGGUGUGAGGUAUUUGACAUUUCGGGGCAAGGAGUGAGGCUAAUAUAAACAUAAGUGCUUUACUACCCAUCAUGGUCCUCUUAAACCCUGUCUAGCCUUGACUUAUAUUUUCAAGACUUCUAUAAUGAACGUUUGAACAUUUCCCUGGGGCCCAUCUACAAGCCUUCAACCAGUCAGAGUUGGGUAACAUUUUUAUUCCAGACUGGAAAGAAAUGUAAAUUUGUCCAAAAACCAGACAUGGAAGAGUUUAUUUAUUUUAUUUUUGUAUAACUAGUUAACAAUAUUCAUCUUAAAUUUAAUAAUAGAUUAGGUGAAAACUGCACGUGACUAACCCACCAAGCAGUAUACUGUAUAGAAAAGUGUUAAGUAAUUUCCUGGUGUUAAAAGCACAACAUGCAAUGUGUUCUUAUGCUAGUUGAAUGUAAUAACAUUUGUACUUACACAGCUAUUCAGUUCUAAUCCACACAUAAUUCGACUUUAGUUCGGUAUUUAAGGUUUUUUGUUUUUUUUUUCUAUUUCUGGAAAGUCUUAACUGCAAGUCAAAAAAUAUCUAUACAUUUUGAUGAAAAAGAGUAUUGCUGGCUUUAUAAAUAUAACCAUACUUUAUGGUUUUGCCACACAGAAUUUUAAUUUUUUUUAUUUAAUAAUAUGUUCUACUUUAAAGACUGUAUAAAGCCUCAGGAAUGGGGCCCUAAAAAGAGUGGUGGACAUACAGUAUUAACUUUUUUUUUUUUGAAAAAUUUGGGCAAAAUAUGGCAAACAAAUUGGUAGCAGCUUAAAUGCACAUUGAGGCGAGGUCAGCACAUUUCAAAGAGUUUUUUUUUUUUUUUUUGACAUGUGGCACAUUAAGAUUUUUGGCAUAGCACUCUUAAAAAGCUUUCAGAUAAUGAGAUGAAGGUUUGGAAGUGUGGUAUGCAUACAAUAGUAAUUGUAGUUAAGUAAAAAUCCAACACUGUAACAUAGAAUUGCAUUUUACAGGUGGUUUAAUUAGACAGCCGCUAGAGGCAAAAUGGACCCGUUAUUCAACUUUAAGUGAGUUCAAGCAUGAACAUUGAACUAAAGUCACAAAGCACUCUAAGGAAGCAUUGCAGCUGUUGAACAUCUUUAUGUAAACUAAAUAUGUGAAGGCUGAGGUAGACCUUUACAGUAUAUAUGAAUUUGAAUUGAGUUGUGAAACGUGCAUUGUGGAGCAUUUCUGCUUUGUCAUUAAAUCAUAAUACUAUGUUAAACACAAGGCUUGCAAGUACAACAAUGUGAAACAAAAGCGAAAAAUGUUUUUUUUUAAUUUUUUUUUUUAAAUAAGUUUAAGAAGUACAAUAACACAAUAUGCCAACAUCAGUUGAAUGAUUAUGUCCUUGGGAACAAAUGAUAUUUUCUUGUGCAAAAUAUUGACACCAACCAGUGUUUGUUUUUUCAUUGAAAACCUCCCUACCUUCAGCCAUUGAUAAGCAAUUAAAAAGUCUUAUUUAUA
Acipenser ruthenus (sterlet) is the source of this 4201-nucleotide messenger RNA. It is a transcript of the gene bmp2a, whose product is annotated as bone morphogenetic protein 2a. The coding region runs from base 827 to 2026 and encodes 399 amino acids. Gene Ontology annotation, biological process: negative regulation of transcription by RNA polymerase II; SMAD protein signal transduction; BMP signaling pathway. Gene Ontology annotation, molecular function: BMP receptor binding; cytokine activity; growth factor activity. Gene Ontology annotation, cellular component: extracellular region. The transcript is spliced from 3 exons. Lineage: Eukaryota; Metazoa; Chordata; Actinopteri; Acipenseriformes; Acipenseridae. The record is from RefSeq and is a predicted model, not a curated record.